Molecule: messenger RNA, 1014 nt
Organism: Arctia plantaginis
Lineage: Eukaryota; Metazoa; Arthropoda; Insecta; Lepidoptera; Erebidae
Source: the annotation of a GenBank genome assembly
AUGGCUGCGGUCACUGGGUUACCGGCGGAGACGCCGGAUGAAGCAAAAGAAAAUAUUACCACUAAAAGAGAGCAUGAUCUAUGCGAUCUCUUCGACAUACUCGGAUCCCUAAGAAGUAUACUCGCCCGUAGCACGAAUAUAUGCGUUGAGGAAAAAGAGUAUGGUGCGAACGGUUACGGCCCUAAGCCAUGGACUCCAUCUAUACAGAGCGACGUCCCCUCCAGAUUUGACGUCACAAUGGUGGGAAGAGAUAAAUCCCCCUAUAUUAUCAGAAAGCCCAUUUACAGUAUGAAGAUUGCAUCUAUUGAUGACAUAUUGAACGAAACUUACGGAGCGCUGCUCCAUCUACUAAACAAACCGAUGAUCUUCCUAAAAGAGCCGCCAACCAUGCGUAUGCUGGGCGAUCAGAAAUGUGAGCCUGAAGCUAUAGGCAUCCCCUACUCCUCACUUUUGCAUACUGGCAUUAAUCCCGACGUUGUUAAUAACGCCAUCCAUAGGUUCCUAAGUCCCACCAGACGUAUCGAUAAUCACAACUAUUCGGACGGUUUUGUCUUCAAUGGAAUCACGUCACGUGACGCGAUGAACGAUUUCUUCGAAAUUUCGCAACACGAAAUGCGUGUUUUGGGAGAGACAGUUGAGCAGGAAGAACUCAGAACAAGAAGGGGAAUACCCGAUUCUGUGCGUAUGCCGAGGCACGGCAAUAAUAUAUUGUAUGAAGUUGUGAUGAACCCAUUUCUACUCACCAAUAUGUUUCAUCACUUUCCUAGAGGAAUGCGCUUCUCCGCCGGGCUUAUAAUGGAAUUACAGAAACCCGAUAUUAUAUUAGGACCAAUAGACAUUGGCACUCUACAAAAGACCGCUUCUCUAUCUAUAACCCGUUCAUCCUCGAUUUCCAGCAUGUUCUCAAUCGACUAUACUCCUGAUAUGUCUGAAGCCAUCAACGCCUUCAUAAUAUCAUGCUUAACCCAUAUAUGCCCAGAACUAUUUUUUUCUUCGAUUUCAUUCAUUUUUUGA